Molecule: messenger RNA, 3798 nt
Organism: Phragmites australis (common reed)
Lineage: Eukaryota; Viridiplantae; Streptophyta; Magnoliopsida; Poales; Poaceae
Product: putative disease resistance RPP13-like protein 1
Exons: 4
Coding region: 53-3349 (1098 amino acids)
Biological process (GO): defense response to other organism
Molecular function (GO): ADP binding
Source: RefSeq, a predicted model, not a curated record
AAGCCUGCUCCUCCUCAUCUUUUGCUCUUGCUACCCUGCCCCUUCCCUGAUCAUGGCGGCAGUGCUGGAUGCGUUCGCGUCCAAGCUGGCGGACAUCCUGGUGGGCAUGGCGAAGGCGGAGGUGGAGAUGCUCCUCGGCGUGCCGGGCGAGAUCACCAAGCUCGAGACAACGCUCGGUGACCUGAGCAGCAUUCUGGCGGAUGCUGACAGGAGGCGCAUCCGCGACUCAGCUGCGGAGCGGUGGGUGAGGGAACUCAAGGAUGUCAUGUACGAUGCCGAUGAUAUCCUUGAUCUCUGCCAAAUCAUGGAGGGCGGAGUGGAUCCCUCGUCGUCAUCAACUGCUCCAAAAUCUAGUUCACGCUCACGGUGCUUCAAUAUCCCAGCGAUGUUCUCUUGCUUCCGCAACCCCGUUGUUGCGCACGAGAUUGGAAGGAAGAUUCUGGCGCUAAACCAGCGACUGGUGGACCUUGAGAAGAGGAGCUCCCGCUAUGGAUUCAUCACCCAAGCGAUCAAUUCUUCGGGUUAUUCCACCAACAAAGCUACCGAUUCUUUGUCGGAUAGCAACAGAAAGACCGGAUCGGGAAUCGUCCGAUCUGAUGUUGUCGGCGAGAAGAUUGAGCAAGAUACCAAAAAAAUUGUUGAUUUGCUUGUCAAGAAGGUGGAUGCUCAUGUAGGAUUAAACAAGAACAAUGUUGUUAUUUCCACUGCUAUUAUAGGCGUCGGUGGGAUAGGCAAAACCACCCUGGCUAGGAUGGUUUACAAUGACAACAUUGUGGGUGAAAACUUCGACAAAAGGAUCUGGUUGAGCGUUAAUAAGGAAGUCAACCAAAUUGGUGUACUACAAAAUAUCAUUGCUGCUCUUGGGAACAAUUAUGGUGGUUCCGUGGGAGACAAGGCCCUGCUGGAGGAUGCUUUGAAGGAGGUAGUGCGGCAAAAGAAGUUCUUGUUGGUGAUGGAUGAUGUGUGGAGUGAGAGCGAGCAUGUGUGGAGUGAGAUUCUUAGAGUAUCGCUUAAUUAUGGUGCUCCCGGGAGUCGAGUCUUGGUGACCACAAGAAAUGAUCAAGUCGCUCACAAGAUGAAGGCACAACAUCUCCAUCGAGUUGAAAAGCUAGAAGAAGAAGAUGCUUGGAUUUUGCUAAAGAAGCAGGUCAGUAAAUUUGACCUAUUGAACAUGGAUCGACAGAUUAUAGAGGAUAUUGGGAGGAAGAUUGUCAAAAGAUGUGAUGGCUUGCCACUGGCAAUUAAGGUAGUUGGAGGAGCCUUGUUAGAGAAAAGUAGAACAAGAGAUGCUUGGAUGAAUGUCUCUAACCACUACACUUGGUCGAUAGCAGGAAUCGCUGACAAUAUUAACAGAGCGGUCUAUUUGAGUUAUGAAGAGUUACCUUCACACUUAAAGCACUGUUUUUUGUAUUGUUCACUUUUCCCUAAAAAUAAAUUAAUCAUAAGUGGAGUUAUAGUCCAGCUUUGGAUCGCAGAAGGUUACCUGCAUAACAAAAUGAACUCGAUGCUACCGGAAGACUUGGGGUUUGAGUACUACAAAGAAUUGGUUUCAAGGAACCUUUUAGAACCAGACAAAAAGGCCUAUGAUCAUUCAGGAUGCACCAUGCAUGAUGUUGUCCACUCCUUCGCUCAGUAUAUAACAAAAGACGAAGGAGUACUUGUUAGCAAGGGGCAGAAUAUAGAUAGCACUCUUAGUACUUUGAAGCUUCGUCACCUGUCUAUCUCAAACAAGGCAGCAGAAUGGGAUGCUUUGCGGAAACAAGCCUCACUUAGAACAUUAAUGUUAUUUGGAAGCACCGCGAUUGAGUUGAGGGAUUUAUUGAACAAUCUUUCUUGCCUAAGAGUACUACUUCUACAUAAUGUAAAUCUUGUUGAGGCACCAGACUCCAUAUGCCACCUCAAACAUUUAAGAUGCUUAUUUCUUUCUGGCACAAGCAUAUCUACGAUCCCUCAAGGCAUAGGAGAUCUAACAUUUCUACAAGCCAUUGACCUUUCUGGUUGUAUAAAUAUUUCUCAACUUCCUAACAGCAUCUUGAAGCUACGGAAGCUGAGGUCACUCAACAUUAGACGCACGGCAAUUACCUCAGUUCCUCGUGGCUUCGGGAAGCUAGAAGAUUUGAUCAUUUUGUAUGGAUUUCCAACCCAUUCUGAUGAUAGCGCAGAUGGCUGGUGCAGCUUAGAAGAGCUAGGGCCUCUGUCGAACCUCAAAAGACUUGAAAUAAGAGGUCUGGAGAAGGCAUCUUCCGGUUCUGUAGCUGCUAAAGCAAUGCUUAGCAGUAAACAUCACCUGACAGAGUUGGAUUUGAUAUUUACCAGUAGGCUCGGAGGGAAUUGGAAGGUCGAAGACAACAUCAGCAAGGAGGAGCACGAGAGAAUAAACGAGGUGUUGGGUAAUCUCUGUCCUCAAACUUGCAUAGAAUUGCUUAGUAUCAAUGGUUACUUUGGAAGUGGGUUGCCGCAGUGGACCAGAUCCAUGUCAGCCUUUGGGAGCUUAAGGCGGCUGGAGCUAGAGGACUACGCAUGCUGCAUGCAGCUGCCUAACGGAUUGGGCCAGCUACCCUUUCUGGAUUUUCUUUGGAUCAUGCGUGCUCCGUCCGUCCAGUGUGUUGGUCAUGAUUUCCUCCUCCCCUCUUCGGGAGGUGAAGGUGGUGGCAAGGGCGAGGCAUCAGUGACAACAGGAAAACGGAUUGACAGGAGGCAUCCUCAUCAUAUUUCAUGUGGUGCUGGUGUCGCAUUUCCCAAGCUGACAAGGCUAGGUUUUGUGGGCAUGUUGGGAUGGACAGAGUGGGACUGGGAGAAGCACGUCCCAGCGAUGCCUGCUUUAGAGUCGCUUCAGAUUACCACUUGUAGACUGCAACAUCUUCCUGCAGGACUUGCAUACCAUGCAUGUCGAUUGACAGAGUUGAACCUGGGAAAUAUACCACACUUGGUCUCUGUAGAGAACUUCCCUUCACUAGUUAAGCUUUGGUCAUAUGACAACCCAAGAAUAGAGAGGAUCAGCAACAAUCCAAGCUUGCAAUGGAUUCAUAUUGUCAGAUGCCCAAGGAUACAUGUAUUGCAGGAUUUGCCAUCACUCCGAAACAUCGAGUGGGAGGAUUUGGAUGCUGAAGCAGUACCACAGUACUUACAAGAGUCAGAGUUAAAUAAGCUGCGUCUAGAUUGCAGCCUAAGCUUGCUCAAACUGAUAGCACUCCAAGAUGACUCCUCCGAGUGGGGAAAGAUCCAGCACGUUCAGCAGUUAAAGGCAUUCGGGAGGAAAUCUAAGGAAGAUAAGGUCGACAGGCACAUCUUCUACACCAGGGAGCCAUAUUCCUUCGAGGCAGACAUGGGCGAAUCUACAGGUGCCUGAAACCGAAAGGAAGAAGCACAAAUUCAGGUGCGGCAUUUUUGUUGUUCAAAUCGGCAGGUAUGCCCCUUUUCACCAGGAGACAUCCAAUUGUUAUCACGCUCGUUGUUCAUAUAAAUCACUAGGUGGAGCCUCAAAUCCUCAUUUCCCGUCGUUUAAUAGAGUGCAAAGUGCAUACCUUACCUCAGAAAGGGAGAAGUCAAAUCACUGCGCCGCCGGGGACGCUCCGCGGACGGUGCGCCGGCCGGGCCCUAGAGCAGGAGCGCACGCGCCAGCCAGCGCUAGGAGGCCAGUGGUCGGAGGUGCCCAGAGGCUGACCUCCGUUGCGGGUUUACCCACAAUUAUCUAUGUUACCGCAUCCUUUUCCAUGUUGUUCGGAAGCUUUGUUCCACCCUUGCAUUUGCUUGGCAUGUGAUCUAUUUCACUACUCCACAAUGGUACCAUUGUGUGCU